AGAGAGAGAGAGAGAGAGAGAGAGAGAGAGAUUAAAAAAAGAUGGUAAAUUGGGAGAAAUUUGGGAAAAGCACAUUGGUUGCACUUGCUUUGGGACAAAUUCUCUCUCUUCUCAUCACUUCCACUGGCUUUUCUUCUUCUCAACUCGCCAAGAAAGGGAUUAAUGCACCAACUUCUCAAUCUUUCUUGAAUUAUGUACUGUUGGCAUUGGUGUAUGGAAGCAUUAUGCUUUACAGAAGAAAGCCCCUCAAGGCCAAAUGGUACUACUACGCCUUGUUGGGAUUGGUUGAUGUUGAAGCCAAUUUUCUCGUUGUUAAGGCUUACCAAUACACAUCAAUUACGAGCGUGAUGCUGCUCGAUUGUUGGACGAUACCAUGUGCCCUGUUUCUCACGUGGUUCUUUCUGAAGACAAAGUACCGAUGGAAGAAAUUGCUCGGUGUUGUCAUUUGUGUUGCUGGUCUUGUAACUGUCGUUUUCUCCGAUGUACAUUCUGCAGAUCGUUCGAGUGGUACGAACCCUCUUAAAGGCGAUCUGCUAAUAAUCGCCGGGGCCACACUUUACGGUGUAAGUAACGUCAGUGAGGAAUUUUUUGUUAAAAAUGCCGAUCGGGUCGAACUUAUGGCUUUCUUGGGCUUGUUUGGCGCCAUUGUCAGUGUUAUUCAAAUAAGCAUACUUGAACGUAAUGAACUCAAGAACAUUCACUGGUCCGCCGGAGCUGCAUUUCCUUUCUUCGGAUUCUCACUAGCCAUGUUUCUGUUUUACUCGGGGGUUCCCGUUUUACUAAAGAUAAGCGGAGCAACAAUGCUGAAUCUCUCGUUGCUCACCUCGGAUAUGUGGGCCGUCUUAAUUCGGAUCUUCGCGUACCAUGAAAAGGUUGAUUGGAUGUAUUUUGUAGCGUUUGCUGCUGUCGUGGUCGGGCUUAUCGUUUAUUCAUGGCGCGAUAAAAAAGACGAAAAAGAUGCCGAGGCUGAAGAAGAGGCGGGUUUAGGCCAAUCGGAACGAAAAAAUCAAGUAUUGAGGAGCAGUGUUUAAGAGAAGAAACUACUACACAUACUUUUUACCUUAGUAAAUUUUUGCAGGAUUAGGACAAAACUUUGUUUUGCAUGCUUUGAUUUGAGUUAGAGAAUAAUUAUUAAGUGUUUACCAUUAAUUAAUUACCAUUAAGCAAAAAGAAAAAUAAUCCAAUUAUGAAAUUGCUUCUUUCAAUCUUUA
Erythranthe guttata (spotted monkey flower) is the source of this 1211-nucleotide messenger RNA. RefSeq lists its product as uncharacterized. Gene Ontology annotation, cellular component: membrane. NCBI's taxonomy places the organism in Eukaryota, Viridiplantae, Streptophyta, Magnoliopsida, Lamiales, Phrymaceae. Gene Ontology annotation, molecular function: transmembrane transporter activity. Gene Ontology annotation, biological process: transmembrane transport. The record is from RefSeq and is a predicted model, not a curated record.